This is a messenger RNA of Megalobrama amblycephala (Wuchang bream), 1250 nucleotides long. RefSeq names its product protein myomixer. NCBI's taxonomy places the organism in Eukaryota, Metazoa, Chordata, Actinopteri, Cypriniformes, Xenocyprididae. The transcript has a single exon. The record is from RefSeq and is a predicted model, not a curated record. Bases 1023 to 1250 code for a protein of 75 amino acids.
CUACAUCUUGGAUGCCCUGGGGGUAAAUCAAAUUUUUAUUUUUGGGUGAACUAUCCCUUUAAAGCCAUUCCUCGCAAAUUUGUCUCAAAGGAAUGAUUAAUUCUUAAUUUAGACAAACUGCAUUCCGCAUGCCUUCCAUACGGAACGCUUCAUUGAUGCCUUAAAUACGGGACGAUUCUGUAAUAUACAGAACGGUUGCCAACCCUAUUUCCAUGUAGUUGCUAAGAUCUUCAGAGUGGUUUGUAAUCUAUGUGGUAGCAAAAUGUUUAGCGUGAAACACUUUAAAAUUUAAUACCUAAAACAAGCAUUCUAAAACAACUUUCCUCUUUCACCCCGUCAGGUCUGCGUUCUCACUCCAUGUCGUUUUCUCUGCUGUUCAAAUGUGACUAGUCAGCUCCACACGUGCCCUUAUAUCACUGUAGUCACGGGGGUGAAAGGUCAGUCCUGAAGGCAUCAUUUGUUCAGAACACAUGUCAUUCCUCUGCUUAAUUUAGCUUGUGCACUUUCAUUGGGCUGGAAACCUGUUGAGACAACUGUUGGAGGCCCGGAACAAAGACGUGAGGAGAAAGUCUGAAGAGCUUCACUUGAGAUCAGACGGCGACGCGAGCACAACACCAGCGUUUAUCUUCACUGCAGAUCUUUUCAGCGCUCAUCAGAAGCUUAUUUAUGCUCAGAAUUUACUGAAACCAAGAGUCUUCUCUCAUCUCUGGAAUGCGAAGAUUUGGAAAACAUGCCGAUUUGCUAUUUUUAAAUAUUUACAGUACGUUUCGAAGGUAAGCGCUUCUGUCUGCCCGCGAGGGUCACCCAGGGGUCUCCUUCCGUCUCCGCCGUCCCGCUCUUAUCGCCAGGCUCCUCUGUUCUCAGUCAGAGAGGAAGUUUUGACAGCCAGACUUUACAACCUCCCGCCUGCGCUUUGCACAUGCUCUGACAGAAGUCCAGUGACUUCAUCCCUCAUUCACGAAAGCUUCCCCUCCUCCUUCCCUCUCUCUCUCUCUCUCUCUCUCUCUUUGCAGUCAGGCAGCAUGCCAGCCGUUUUCCUCUUGCUGCGCUCUCUGGUUGUCAGUCUCUUCAGUAGCAGAUUAGCAGCCUCAGCCGCGCAGCUCCUCCGCAGAAGCCUCACGGCGGCUGCUGGCCACCUCGGCACCGUGCUGCGCCACAUCUGGGACCGGCUCAGUUCCCAGGAGUCCAAGGAGGCCAUCCUGGGCUGCGUCUUGUGCAUUCUCAACAUGCACAAGAAGGUGGACAACUAG